CACAUUGAGACCGCUUUCUGAUUGCGGGCGCAUCUGCGUAUCCGAAUGUCAGCCGGCAAAUAUGCUGUUCUACUCGUUUUUCAAGUCGUUGGUCGGGAAGGAGGUUAUAGUUGAGCUUAAAAAUGAUCUCAGUGUCCAUGGAACAUUGGACUCAGUUGACCAGUUCCUAAAUCUCAAGCUGACAGACAUAGACGUAACAGAUCCAGACAAAUACCCACAUAUGCUCUCGGUAAAAAACUGCUUUAUAAGAGGGUCGGUAGUCAGAUAUGUCCAGCUUCCAUCAGAAGAGGUGGACACACAACUGUUACAAGAUGCAACAAGAAAGGAGGCGAUGCAGAAUAAGACCUGAGACUCCCCAUGUAUAGAUGCAUUUUAUAUUUCCUUGUAGGUCCACUAUUAUCCAGCAGAGAAUGUAUUAGUGCUCUCCCAUGCAAAAUCUAUCCUUGCCUUUGUAUAUCCAUAUUUAUUGAUGUUUGCCUGUAAUAUUUUAGAAUCACUGCUGUGUAAAAAUAUUUGUCUCUUUCUGUAGUAAAUAUUGUCUUUUUUCCAACAAUGGAAUUAAAACACUUUACCUCUU
This is a messenger RNA of Nematostella vectensis (starlet sea anemone), 577 nucleotides long. RefSeq names its product U6 snRNA-associated Sm-like protein LSm2. Bases 62 to 349 code for a protein of 95 amino acids. Gene Ontology annotation, molecular function: RNA binding. Gene Ontology annotation, cellular component: catalytic step 2 spliceosome; U4/U6 x U5 tri-snRNP complex; U6 snRNP. Lineage: Eukaryota; Metazoa; Cnidaria; Anthozoa; Actiniaria; Edwardsiidae. The record is from RefSeq and is a predicted model, not a curated record. Gene Ontology annotation, biological process: mRNA splicing, via spliceosome. The transcript has 5 exons.